AUGAUACAGAGCUCUGACCACUCUACAUCGGAUCCGGAAACACCCAAAACAUGGAAGCAAACGAUCGUCACUGGACUCGCUGCUUUCUGGCGCUUCUUCAAAACACCCACUGGCCUCCUCAUCACCAUGUACGGUUUGAACGUCGUGGCUUGGGGUGCCAUGCUCUUCUUCCUCAUCCUCAAAGCCGCACCCGCCAUGAACCAUCCCGAUGGUGGUGAUGCAAACUCCUCACCUCGCAAGAUCUGGAUUGAGAUUGACUCACAAAUCUUGAAUGCACUCUUCUGUUUGACGGCUUGGGGGCUUGCGCCGUGGAGAUUCAGAGACCUCUGGUGGCUGUGUGUAUGGCGUUUUGGGCGUAACACUGAAAGAAGCACAAGAGCGAUCAGGCGCUUAGCAGCAAGAAAUGUGAGCUGGUUUCGCCUGCAAGAGAACGAUCUGAUGGAUCAAGGAGAGGAGGGGGUGAACCCGGCAUUGAUCCGACGCAAGACUUUCUCAGGAGAAAGCGCGCCUCCUACAGCAUCUUGGAAGAUGGACUUUGUGGUAUGGAUGAUGGUGUUGAACACGCUAUUCCAAGUCGGCAUGGCAUUCAUGAUGUGGCAUUACAACAGGAUUGAGCGACCGACCUGGGGAGCUGGCUUGUUCAUUGGGCUUGGAUGUGGAGUCAGUAUGUUCAGUGGAGUGAUGUGUUGGUGGGAAGGAAGAAAGAUCAAGAAGAUUGAAGGCCCGAAAGUUGUGAAGGAAGAGAAGGAACUGGCAGAGGUUUAA
Molecule: messenger RNA, 765 nt
Organism: Aureobasidium pullulans EXF-150
Lineage: Eukaryota; Fungi; Ascomycota; Dothideomycetes; Dothideales; Saccotheciaceae
Exons: 1
Coding region: 1-765 (254 amino acids)
Source: RefSeq, a predicted model, not a curated record